Molecule: messenger RNA, 6759 nt
Organism: Oncorhynchus kisutch (coho salmon)
Lineage: Eukaryota; Metazoa; Chordata; Actinopteri; Salmoniformes; Salmonidae
Product: protein KIAA0556
Exons: 28
Coding region: 406-5358 (1650 amino acids)
Source: RefSeq, a predicted model, not a curated record
GUGAAGUUUGAGAAAAUUGCAAAAAUUGUAGCUCUGAUAUGGCCAUAAUAGAGUAGAAUCUAUUGCUCUAUCUGUUGCUGGGCAAAGUACAGUAUUUCUCGCUCUGCUGUAGUGUAUUUGCUGUAGGCAGGCAGUGUACACAAAACAUGGUCCUCCUCCUCAAGGGGUGUGUCCAACACAGGGGCUUUCGCUAUUGGUGGAUGUUUCUCCUGGUAACCAGCAUCCACUGUUAUCAACAACACUGGACACAUGAGAAUCGGAAACUUCAUCUGAUAUCGAGAAACGGCAUUAAAAUACCCGUGUAAAUAUUUCUGGAUUAGUUGAAUUUAGAAAAUCAUCGUGGGUUGACAUCCUCUCAAAAUGUGGAAUUAGGGCUAUGUGAAAACCAGUGUCUGUGAUCCCACAAUGGAUAAAGCGGAGAACCAGAGGUGUCAGGGAGGCUUGGCUGCUGAAGAGAUACUGGAUGAAUAUUUAAUCGCCCUUCAGCACAAAAACAGGAUCUUAAAGAGACUGAAAACUAAAGAGCCCAAGGAGAUCGAGCUAGAGCGUCUGGAGCAGGGCUUCUCCAUCUAUCUGAACGGUGCUAAUGCUAGCAAGCAGACCAAGAGACCCUGCCAGAAGUCCGUCACCUCGCCACCGCCGGCUCUGAGAGCUACACACACGGCUGAUGCCUCCAGAAGGGGUUUGCAGCUUGCAGAGGAGGAGACCUACAAUCUGGAGGUGAACAGCAGCAAGAGGAGCCACACCGCCCCGGGAGAAGUGCAGAGGAGAGAAUGGGUUCAGAAGUCGGUCAAUAUUCGAACAGAACAAGGACCCUGUUUGCGGAUCUCUCCAGAGAGACGGUACUCUGAAGACUUUGAACCCUACGACAGUAUAGAGAUGGAGCGGUCGAGUCCCCGUUCUCCUCGUAGCCCCCCGCGAGACUCCUGUAUGGUGUCACGUUCGUUUGGCUCCAGGGCUGAUGGCCGAGGAGGUAGCCAGGCGGAGCCUGAAUAUCAAAGCGAAAGGGUCCUACUCAACAUCGACGAGGUCAAGGUGCUUCGACGGAGUCUGGAGGUGAGCGUGCUGAGGAGCAGCAGGGGGUCGGCGGGGGAGGAGUCGGACGAGGAGUGGGUGGAGGAGCAGAUCGAGAGGGAGGAGAGCACGGAGAGCCUGGAGGAGCUAGGCCUGCCUCCCUCCUCCUCCAACAAAACAUCUGCUGACAAGAGUCAUCCGCGAGUAACUGGGCCCAAAGGCUGCCUUCGCGACCCUGCAGAGCUCAUGGUGUUGGACUUUGGGCCCUCUCCUAAAGGCCGUAAGAUCGAGCGUUCGCUGUCGGCCAAGAGGAAAGACAACAUGGAAGCCUACGUCCCCACCAAGCCUCUGCCGGUGAAGAGCAGAACUCUGGACAGGCCCUCUUCAAAGGAGUGCAGGGAUGGCAGAGAUCCUCAACGGCCAAGGAGUCGCGUAGAGCGCCCCCUGUCUGCAGCGAGGAAGGCCUCCCAAGAGGAGCGCGACUCGGAGGAGACGGCGUGCAGGGUGCUCCAGGCCCUGCAGAUCGAGAACAGCCCACUGCAGAGCCCCGAGCCCAGGGCCUUCAGCCGCACCCCGGUGAGAGGACACCAGAUGACGAACGGCUCGCUGCGUGACGACGAUGACGACAAAGAUGAGAGUGGGGUGACCAGAGCCAUGCAGAGAAUUACCCUCAUGGGUCCCAGGCAACAGCAGAGACUACUGAAGGCGUUGGAGAAACUGGAGGCAGGCACAAACUUUGACAUCCCUCAGACAGUGAAGACAGACAAUAGCAAACCACCGAAGAGGCGCGUCUCGGCCGAGGCACCGCCCACCGUAUACGUCACCAUGGAGAUCCUGAGUAACUGGGGGAACAGGGGCCAUGUGGGGCUGACGGAGAUGCAGUUCUUCGGCCCAGGGAACAGGAAGCUGUACGUGUCGCCACACGACCUGGACAUCCGGAAUGCCGACUACCCUGGGAACCUUGGAGCACUGGUCAACGGGAAACCUAAGACCACGAAGGAGCGUCAUAUGUGGACCUGUCCUUUCCAUCCUCCGGUCCAGCUCUACUUCAUCAUCAGGAACACGGAGCGCUCUCCGGACUUUCAGAUAUCCCGGAUCAAGAUCUGGAACUACAACAAGAGCAUCAAUGACCUGGACAUUGGCGCCCGGCAUGUGAAUCUUUACCUCAACAGCACGCUGGUGUUCGAAGGCGAGCUGGACAAGGGCUGUGGCAACCAGGUUUUCGACUACAGCACCAGCAUUGCCCUCCAGGCACUCCAAGUUCCAGAAUCUUUCUCUCCCAGCCCCAUGGCAUCCGGACACGGUCUCUGUGGCACCAGCCCACAGCGCCAUUGUGACAGGAGCGUGGAGGGGAACAACGGAGGGCACCAUCGUGACCCCAACCACGGACUCUCUCUCGCUGAGGGGCUAGCCCAGGUCAGAAUAGACUUGCAGGAUAAAACGCACAACCCCGUCGCCCCCACGCCUACACACCGUCCCCUACAGAAGAACUCCUUUGACGUGGACCCACUGGAACUGGACGUCCCCCACCCCCCUCUGAAACAGCAGCUGGAGCAGUCGGGUCAACCCACAGAGCGCACAGUCACCACCCAGCCUUCCUCCUCCAGGACUCCCCAGUGGCUACAGCCCCUGACCCGGAGCGCCCCCGAGGGCUGCGAGGCUGGGAGGGAGAGGCCCCUCUGGCUAGUUCCCCAGCAAUCUGUGGAGUCCAAACCUCCCCUCCCCCAAUCCUCCUCCACCUCGGUGCUCCCGGAGCUGGGCUGUAACCCGGGGAGGGUGUGUCAGGGGUUGGAGAGGACAGUGAACGGGGGCCAGGGGAGUGCAGACUCUCUGGACCUGGGAGGUGACCUGCUGGAGGAGCUGAGUGACCAGCAGCGCCAGGACCAGCCUGUUAGUGGACGUAGGAGCGCAGCCAGGCACAAUAACACUAGUAGUACCAGCAGCAAACCAGCAGUGGAGCACCAGCAUGGAGCCAUUGGACUGUCCAUAGAGGAGCCAGGUUCAGUAUCGGGCAGCAGCAACCGGAGGCAGCAGCGUACCCCCCGGGCCCAUCUCCGCAGCCAGCAGGACCAUGACGACACCCUCAUGGAGUCCUGGGACUCCCUCACCAAGUUCAACCAGUGCCAGCGUGGUCGCAUCUCCAACAUGAGCUUCGAGGGCGACAUCUUUGACGAGUUCCUCCAGCGUUCCUCCAGAGCCACCACUAUUGCUAUAAUCCCCUCCUCCGGCCCAGGAGCCUCCUCCUGCAGCCCCGUCCCCCACUCCUCCCACCUCUCCUCCCCCGCCCCUCAAGGGGGCCUCUGCGAUGACCCAGAGGAUGACCUUUCCGCAGAGCCGGAGCGCGAGGAGGAGUUUGAAAUUCCGGUCCUCCCACGUGGUCAACGUCUGGUCAUUAACAUCUUGUCCACGUGGGGCGAUCGCCACUAUGUGGGCCUCAACGGUCUCGAAGUCUUCAGCUCCAGCGGUCUUCCCCUCCUUCCCACCCGCAUCUGCGCCGACCCGCCUGAUAUUAACGUGCUGCCUGCCUACGGAAAGGACCCGCGUGUGGUCACCAACCUGAUCGAUGGCGUCAACCUCACACAGGACGACAUGCACCUGUGGUUGGCACCUUUCACCCAGGGGAGGAGUCACGUGAUCUACUUGGAGUUCGCCGGGCCGUGUCAGGUGGCCAUGAUAAGAGUGUGGAACUACAACAAGUCCAGGAUCCACUCGUUCAGGGGGGUGAAAGAAGCUGAAAUGCUGCUGGACGGGAGGUGCAUCUUCAGGGGAGAGAUCGCCAAAGCAUCAGGGACUCUGUCUGGAGGUCUUGACCAGUUCGGGGACACCAUCUUGUUCACCACGGACGAUGAGAUCCUGGAGGCCAUGUCUCGCUACGACGAGACGUUCUGCGGGGAGGCAAAGGGCUCCGAGGGUCUGGUUGGAUACGAGGAGGAGCUGCAGAGGCCCCGCACGGCCGACGGAGAGGGGGAGGAGAGACCUUUCACCCAGGCUGGCUUCAGACCCGAGGACGACCUCACUUUAAACCUCCAUCUGAACCCUACUGUUGGUCAGUCUGAGACCCUGGAGCAGAUCCCUGGAAUGUACAAUGGAAAGUGCCUUAGGAUAGAGUUGAGUAUGACAUGGGGGGACUCCCACUACGUGGGCCUGACGGGGUUAGAGGUGGUGGGGAAGGAGGGGGACAGCCUGCCUCUGGACCUGACCAUGUUGGACGCCUCGCCACGGGACCUCAACGACCUGCCUGAGUACGGCCAGGACACACGCACCCUCGACAAACUCAUUGACGGCCACAACAUCACCACUGAAGACCAGCACAUGUGGCUGAUCCCGUUCUUCUGUGGCCAGCACCACACCCUGACAGUCAACUUUGACCAGGCCCAGACGGUGGCUGGCCUCCGUAUCUGGAACUACAACAAGACCCCAGAGGACUCCUACAGAGGGGUGAAGGUGAUCCAUGUGUCUCUGGACAAUAGGCUCAUCUCUCCAGCAGAGGGCUUCCUCAUCAGGAAGGGACCAGGGAACUGUCACUUUGACUUUGCUCAGGAGAUCCUCUUCAUCGACUUCCUCCAGAACCCCACCACUGGCCUGGUCAACAGCAAAACUACAGCAGAGGACUUGGCCUACACACUGAAAGCUGGUUCCAAAAGACAGGAGCAUGCCAGCAUGGACUACGAGGCCCCCAUCAUGCCUUGUGGAUUCAUCUUCCAGCUGCAACUGCUGACCACCUGGGGUGACCCCUACUACAUCGGUAUGAACGGCCUGGAGUUCUAUGACCAGAACGACGAGAAGAUCCCCCUCAGUGACAACAACAUUGCUGCGUUCCCAGACAGUGUGAAUGUCCUGGACAGUGUGAACGGUGAUGUGAGGACUCCAGAUAAGCUGGUAGAUGGCACUCAUGAUGGCAGACACAUGUGGCUAGCACCGGUGCUCCCCGGACUGGUGAAUCGCGUGUAUCUCAUAUUUGACCAGCCAGUGACCGUGUCCAUGAUCAAACUGUGGAACUACUCCAAGACACCACAGAGGGGGGUAAAGGAGUUUGGGCUGUUAGUCGAUGACCUCUUGGUUUAUAACGGCGUCUUGGACAGCGUGAGCCAGGCGGCGCGGGGCAUCCUGCCCACCUGUGACCCGGUAUUGCCCUACCACACUAUCCUCUUCACCGACAACGCCCGCAUCGCCCACCGUGAAAGGAACACUGUAAUCAGCAACUAUGUGGAGGACCAAGAUGUGAAAAUGACCAAUGAGAAUCAGAUAGUCCAUCACAACAAGAAGAAACAAACCGCUGAUCCAGCGCUUCGGCCUAAAACCUGCAUGACAGACACUGGAAAGCUGGGGAAAAGGAGGUACUGACAGACGGACUGACAGGCAGACGAUCAGAAAGAGAGAUGGUGUGUCAGAGUGAACCUAUAUUAGGCUGCUAUGUCGGCCAUCUUUGUGCCUGGUGAUGUUACUACUCCUGUCUGUCGCUGCCCCUCUUGAUGUUGUGCUGCGUUCUCCUGCCGCUCGUGGUGCAGAGCUACUCAAAGAUGAACUCCGUGGCAACAAGUACGCUCUUAAUAGAUGGGAUCCGGAUCCUACAUUUUAUGAAUGAGUUGUGUUGAUGAAAAGCCUAGUUUUAAUAGCCCCUCGCCUAACGGCAUAACACAUGACAAUUGAGUAAUGCAACUGCAAUGUGCACCAACCCCGUCUGAAUGCUAUGCAGUAAACCAGUUCAUAUUUUCUCUCAUCUAAUAUCUCACAGUCAAAUUAUUUUUUCUAGGUGUCUGUGGUGUCAGAUGGAGGUUUAACCUUUUACAACGCAGGGUGGAUAAUUUGACUGACUGUUUCAUGAAGUAGAAUCAGGCAUCGGUACUGAGUAUUGGGUCACAUUGAAAGCAAUAGGUCGGAUACAGUUAAGGCAUCCUAGGCCGCUGCAUUUGCUCGACACAAAAACAGUACACUUGCUUAGAUAUGCAUUUUGCAAUCUCGAAUAUAUUAAUAUCAUAUUUUUGAUGAAGUAAUAUAUCGGUGAAAACUAUAGACGUUCAACACUAUGUAUUACUAAGACAUGUUUGCAAACUAAGUGACCUUUUAUUGAAGUUGUUUGAUAUGAAAACAGUUAUGAGACACCCACUUGUAGCGAUAGUUGUAGGCUAAAAUAUUAUUUCCAUAAGUUUAGAUAUAUUAUCAAGAUAUACAUUUUGGCCUUUAGUUGAAACACACCUAAGAAUAUGUAACCAUAUGUAACCAGAAAUAUUUAAUAUGCAAACACUGUAAAACAUACCUCAAAUAGGUCAAAUGUGAUCUUUACAAAGGGAUGGAUCUUUGCAGAAAUCUUGUUUUAUCUUGAAUGUUUGAGUAUAAUCUAUAGUUGGCGUGGUAUACCUUAUACCCAGUAGUAUUUUGUUGCAUGGACAAGUUACCACAGUUGUGGCUUCGGUUACAAAUGUAAAAAGGUAGACCCUUGUAUUUUUUUUAAUAAUUUGCUGCUUCAUUGAGCCACAAUAUAGCCUAUUUCUUACUAAAUACUCUUGUAUAUGAUAGAGGAGUUACAUGUUUGUUUUUUAAAAUGCAGUUUUAUGUAUUUGAUUUAAAAUGUCAGUCUGUGGGUUUAGGCUUCACACUGCACCUCCGUCAUGCUUUGAGUGACGGUGUUAUUACUGUUAAGUGUGACAUUCCGCGUUGAAAUAUUUUUAUUAUUUUUUAAAAAUCUUGUUCAAAUAAGUGUUUUAUUUGAAUGAAUAAAAUGAAAUCCUUUUAAAACAAGUGACA